Molecule: messenger RNA, 920 nt
Organism: Micropterus salmoides (largemouth bass)
Lineage: Eukaryota; Metazoa; Chordata; Actinopteri; Centrarchiformes; Centrarchidae
Exons: 5
Coding region: 150-920 (256 amino acids)
Source: RefSeq, a predicted model, not a curated record
GCAGCUUGAUUACCACAAUUGGUUCAACCACACAGACACAAACUCUUCAAAGACCACGUCCUCCCUUUUUGUUUAGAAAUGUUUAUUGUAACUUACUACAUACAGGAUUACUCAUGUGAUCUACUGAUGUGAUUUAACAGACAGCAGCUAUGGGUUUAACAGCAGCAGUGAGUGGAUACGUUUUCCUUCUCUCUGUACAAGUGAUACAGGGUCAGUAUGGCUGGGGAGUGACUUACACCUCUACUCGGAUCUGUGCCUUAAAAGGAUCAACUGUGGAAAUAAGCUGCACCUACACAUACCCAUCCAGAAUAAAUGGCCGUGAUACUAUAGUUCAGGAAACAUUCUGGUUUACUCAGAUGAAUAGAUAUGUACCUGUGGAUCUGAGAAAAGACUCAAGAUACACAGGUCGUUUGCAGUACAGUUGUUCUAACAACAUCUGCACUCUGAGAAUCACAGACCUGAGAGAGAGCGACUCAGCUCAGUACAAGUUGAUGUUCAUAACAAACCAGCCAGAUGGAAGAUUUACUGGUUCACCUGGAGUCACUUUGUCUGUCACAGAUCCAGAUCUCCAGGUGCAGGUGAUCAGAUCAACAGUCUACAAGCAUUAUACUGAUGCAGACCUGCUUUGUCACAGCAGCUGUCGUCUACCUGAUCGUUCUUCCUACAUCUGGCUCAAGAAUGGACAGAAAAUUCAGAGAGAAACAUUUUCUUCUUAUUCAGUCAGGAGUUAUUCUGCAGACAGUUAUUCCUGUGCUGUGAAAGGACUGGAGGGUUUCCCCUCUCCUUCAGUGUGUGUCUAUGGUCAAACCAGCAACAGAGUGACUUACACUGACAGAAGCAUCUGUGCCAUCAAAGGCUCAUCAGUGGACAUUUCUUGUACUUAUAACAGUUAUGAAACUAUCACAUCUAGAUUCUGUUGA